CAUUACGGUAUUUAUGUAAUUUCCAGUGUAGACUUAUACAACUGUAAUGGACACUGUGCACAUAUGCCGGUGGCAAUCUGCAGAUAUUUGUCCUUUAGUCGGUUGUUUCUAGCUGUACUGUAACAUGGCUGGCUGUGUUUUCCUCUCCAGGCUCUCGUCUCUGAUAAGAGGACAGGUUUGCUGUAAAGUUUCUAGCUGUGCGCAGACGAGAGUUCGUAGGUUGUGGUGCGCCUUAAGCUGUUCUCAGCUACACAAAGUAGGAGGAAACAGCGGCUUGGCUGGCAAAGUGGAUCGGUUCGGUGGAGUUACUGUAGAUUUAGCUGAGGUGGGACUUCCGGCGGACAUCAGCGAAGAUGCAUUCAGCAGGUUAUUGAGAGAUUCCUUAUCCCAGUGGAAAGCAGAAGGGAGGAUGGCAGUGUGGCUACGAGUUCCCAUGUCACUGAGUCGAUGUGCUGCUGCUGCCUCGUCUCAUGGCUUCACCUUUCAUCAUGCCAGAGGUGAAUAUGCCAUGCUGGCUCUCUGGCUGGGAGGAGGUGAAAGCAGACUGCCAGGGUUUGCUACUCAUCAAGUUGGAGUAGCAGGUGCUGUGGUUGAUGAGUCUUCUGGAAAAGUUCUUGUUGUUCAGGACAAAAACAAGACAAAGAAUGCCUGGAAGUUUCCAGGAGGUUUGUCUGAUCCAGGAGAAAAUAUUGGAGCCACUGCCGUUCGUGAGGUGUUUGAAGAGACCGGCAUUCGCUCCGAGUUCAGAUCUCUACUCAGCAUCCGGCAGCAGCACAACCACCCCGGAGCCUUCGGCAUGUCGGACAUGUACGUCAUCUGCCGGCUGAGUCCACUCACAUACGACAUCAACUUCUGCAUGCAGGAGUGUCUGCGCUGUGAGUGGCUGGAUGUCAGCGAGCUUGCUAAAACCAGCAGCACCACGCCCAUCACCUCCCGCAUUGCCAGGCUGCUGCUGUACGGCCUGGAGCGGGGAUUCGACAAGAUCGACCUCACCAUGGAGGAGAUUCCUGCGGUUUACUCUGGGAUGUUUUACCAGCUGUACUACAGACAGCUGCCCACUUAAUCACAAAAACAGGUGAACAUUUAAGAAACUUUUGGUAAAGACUGAUACGUAUGAAGUGCUAUUGUUUAAAAAUUGCUAAGGAUCUUUGAAGAUGCUCUACAGAUUUUUGCAUAAGGACUAAAUCCAGCUAGUUAACUAAUGGAAAAUGUUACAACUAAGCUAAACAAACUUGGCUGGUAUAAAAUAUCUAUUAUUAUGGCAACUUAAUAAGCCAACUGAUUAUAAUUAGCCUACAUUUAUAAAUUAAACUACCUCUUAAUGCAAGUUUCAUAUUAUACAAAUAAAAUACUCCUGUACAUAUAAUUAUGUCAGAACUGCUGCUUUGUUUUAAUUAAGGUUUCAAAAAAACACUGGAUAAUCUAAAAAGCCUUUCAAAGUGCUGAAACUGACUUUUGCUUUAGUGUUUUAAAACAUUUGGAGAUUAUUUUUAGGUCAGGGAUUAAAUUCUUGGAAUAAAAACACCAACUAUGUUAAAUAAAAAAAAGACUAAAAAAACUAUAUUUUCAGUUAAACUGCUUAUUAGGGAGCAUUUCUUAACUAAUCAGCCACAAACAGACAAAUAAGGGGACUGCUCUGUGUUGUUGGUUAUCUAUGGCCAGCUGACUCAACAUUAAGUCAAACACUAUCUCAAAUGUUCUGGGUUUAAAAAAUAAACGGUUGUGAGUCACAGCUAUUUUUAGGUGCAGCUGAUGGAACAACAUGGCCGUUGGCUUCACAUCUUCUCCUUCAUUGUUUCCAUGAAGACAUCAGGCUAAUCCCUGGUUAGCACUUGGCAGACAUUGGGAGGAAGAGAAUGGCCUUCUGACCCGGUCCGGUUUUGCUCCCAGACUUGUACUGGCCGGUCCGAUUCAGCGCCACAUACAUGUUUGGGUAUUUUCUGGAGCGGUAGGUGUUGUAGUUGUUGCUUUCUAGGCGUUCUAUGAAUUUGCAUUCCUCUGUGGCUCGUUUCUGGAGAGCAGGACACAGAACAAUAAAGUUUUAUUUAAUGUGUAGCGGUUUUGUGUUUAGUACUGAAAAAAAAAAGCUACAGGGUGAUGAAACAAAUAGCCACAUUGUGAAAUCCCAGUGAAGUGAAGAAACUUGUAAAACAAUACUUCAUUGUGUCUCUAAGUUAUGAUGUUUACCAUCUAUUUUUCUGGUCCACGUGCAUCUCUCCUGACCUUGCCCCUGAAGAAAUGCCAUUACUGAAUGUCUGGCUAAAUUCUGUCUUUGACAGGGCGUUCACACACCUGGCCAAGAAGACACUAUUGUUUUCUGUUUGGUUAACUGCAAAGUCAUAAAGCCUGUAGAAAAAAGAUCCUUUCUUUGAGCUCUAACAGAGGUGACUCUUCUUUUUAAUGCAGAAGUGAUGCUACUAACAAACAAUAACCAUGUUUUGGCGGUGGGAAGUGUUUGUGUCAAAACUUUUCAGAAAAAUUUCCUUCUGUUAAACCACAGAUAAAUUAAAUAGGUGUGUCCCAGAACAGCAGUGGCUACAUUAUAGCUCAUCACCACCAGUGUGUGAAUGACUGUGUUGUAAAGCACCCUGGGGGGUUCUACAGCUCUAGCAGGUGCUUUAUCAAAUACAGGACAUAUACCAUACAUAGGAUUCUAAUUAAAGAUAAUUAAAUUACAGAAUGUUUAAUACUUUAAGUUAUAUUUUUAAAGUAAAGAGAAUCCAUGCUUGUAAGUUUUGUAAGAUUAAAUAUAUAACUGAAAUCACUAGUGUACUACCAAAGCAGGUCAAAAUUUCAAGCUUUAAAAUAAUAAUCCAAACGAACCAAUCAGAGUGAGACAUGUGCCAGGAGACUUAAUUUCUUCCUGAACCAGAUCAGACUCAGCCUCUCCAGCUUAAGUUAGAAUAAAUGAAUGAAACACAGCAUUUCCCCUCUUUUAUAAAUUUUUUUAGGCAAAUAAUACUACUGGGGAGAAACAGCAGUAGGGUUUCUUGUUUGUAAAUUUACUCCUAAAUGAUUGCUGUGCAGAGCGACGUUUGAGGAGGCAGCCUCUCAUUACGAGGAGGAAAUACCAGCUGCUAAUUAUACUAAACAAGUCCUCACAGCCACAGAACCUUGUAAAUCAGCAACACUCUCUGGAGGGGCAUUAGCAAAACUUCUCCUUUACCACUGGAUUGAUUUUAACCCUUUCAUGAUGGCUGCCUGCCACAGCUAAUUUUGCAACGUGGCUUUAACUUAGUCUUAUCUACCGAUAUGGAGCUAAACAUUCAUGUUGUAACACUGCAGACUCAUCGUCAACUCUGAAUGCCAACAAUCACGCAAAACAUUGUUCAUGAUAAUGACAAGAUGUGAACACAACUGCUGGCAGCAGCUGGUGUGCAUUCCUUCAUGAAAUCAUACAUAUCAUUGCAUCUGGUCUUUAUUUAACCAUGAUGUUCAAAUGUUUCUGCUCUUUUGGACCACCUUUUUGUUAAUAAAAUAAGAAAAAAAUUAAGCUGCAAGCAGCGUCGUUCGGCCCUCGCAGCUCCGCGCCGCUCCGGCCUGGCCGGCAGUCUGGUGCACCUGGGCACGUCCGUUGAACAUAAACAUCGACCACCCCACGCCAGAAACCGCGAACGGUCUCCUCGUCCGCGCCUCACCCUGACUCAGCAUCUUCUUUGAGCCCACCAUUAAAUUACACAUCUAACCCCUAGGGGAUACUCUAUCUUUACCACACUGGAGGUGUGAUGACACAGACCAAGUUUACCGCCAUUCUGACCACGUUUUUUGAAGUCAUUGAAGGUUAAAGUUAUCUAGGGGGCGCUGUGAUCAACUACAGAAAAAUCCCAUUGAGGUCAGCUUUGGUGGACAAAGAUGGUUUUCUGUUAUUUUGGCAUCAAUUUGAUGUUGUGUGUGUUAUCUAGAGCCAGAGAGCCAAAAGGGGGUGGAGCUACAGGGAUUUGAACCAACAACCACAUCAAUGUGUUUGGUGCAGUCACAUGAUGACACAAGCCAAGUUUAAUGCCAUUGUGACCUUGUAUUAGGAAGUAAUUAACUCUUAAUCUUAUCUGGGGGGCGCUGCGACCAAUUACAUAAAAAUCCCAUUGAGGUCCUCUUAGAGAGUCAAAGAUGGUUUUGUGGUAGUUUGGCAUCAAUCAGACGUUGUGUAAGCUUUCUAGAGCCAAAGAGCUGAAAGGGGGCGGAGCUAAAGGGAUUUGAACCAACAAUGCGUUUGGUGCAGUCACGUGAUGACACAAGCCAAGUAUAAUGCCAUUUCUGAACUUGUGUUUAGAAGUUGAUAAAGUUUGAAACCAUCAAGGGGGUGCUGUGACCAUUUACAACUAAAUCCCAUAGAGGUCACCUUUGGUCAUCAAAAAUGAUUUUCUGUUAAUUUGGCAUCAAUCAAAUGUUGCGUGGGUCAUCUAGAGCCAAAAGUCUGUAAGUGGACGGAGUUAAAGUGAUUUGAAAGAGUGAGCACAUACAUGUGUUGAUUGCAGUUGUGUGAUGACUCCCACCAUGUUUGAUAUAGUUUGGAGCUUUUUUGCAGAAGUUACAAAUGUUUUAUUGCAUCUAGGGGGCGCUGUCCCAAAUUUAGGAAAUAUUCCAUGAAGAAGUUUGUAGGUUGACAACAAUCAUUUGUGUGCAGUUUGGUGUGAAUUGCAUCAUGCAUGUGUUAUUCAGGGCCUAAUAUCUGUCAGGGGGUGGAGCUAAAGCAAUAUCAACCAAUGACCACAGGAUUGUGUUGGGUGCCUUUGUGUGAUGACAUGUAGCAAGUUUGGUGCAGUUGCGACCUCGUCUGUAGGAGUUAUUACAGUUUUAAAGGGAUGUAGGGGGCACUGUGGUGAUAAUAUACAACGUUCACCAACCGUUUGUGCCUCGUUGGCUAAAGGGCAUGAUUGUUGAUUACCAUGUUCAGUCUCAUGCAGAUCGGAGACUGUUUGCGGAAGUUACAGUCAAACGUAAGGUCACGGCGUCACGCCAGAAUUCGCCAUGGCAUCAAAGCCCCUCCCUUUCUAGAAAGCCAUCAGAACUGAAUGGCCAUUACAGCAUCAUGAAGUCAGUGAAUGACCUUAGUGUCAUGUUGACUAAAUUAGAGGGGACAAAUAUGGGCAUUUCACCAUAAAACAAUCGACUUCCUGUUGUCAGGGGGUGGGGCUUAGGUGAUGUCAGCUGUCCACAUUGUCACUGUCUUGAGAUGUGGUCAGUGAUCACACAAAGUUUGGUAUGGAUCUGAUCUGACAUAGGAGUUAUUACAUCAAGUAAUGUAAUGGCAAAAGGUCAAAGUUUGAGGCUUAGCCAUGCCCACACCUUUCAACUUUUGAAAAAUCCAACAGUUGAAUUUUUUCUCCUAUGUCUUAAGAGUCUAUAGCAGAAGUUUGAAGGCGAUUGGUGAAAAGGGCGAUGGGUCAUCACUUUCCAAAUGACGUGUGCGAAAACCACUAAAUCAAAUGGCCGACUUCCUGUGCAAGAUAGGAUUUUUUAGGCGAGUAGUCGAACUUCGAGGCCUGGCCACGCCCGCUCAGCAUAUACAAAAAGUUAGUUUUUUUUUCUAUUUGAUCGCCCAUCCCUUCUGAGCAAUUUCCCACAACUUUCGAGACGAUCGUGCGAAAAAUGAUCGAGUAAAUCAAUCAGAAGCGGACCCUAGAAACGGCCAAAAUGGGGUCAAAAUCACCACUUCAAACCAAAAUGGCGUUGAGGUUGACCAAGGUUGCAAGAGGCUUUUCUGUGCGGACUGUUGAGUACUACAAGUGUAUUUUUCACAUUCUAGGGGGCGCUGUGGAGCUAUAUUUCUUGCGAUUUUUUGGGGACCUUUAAAAUACCAAAUGUUACACCAUGUCUGACAUGCGUGCAAAAAUUCCUGAGUUUUCAGGUAUGUUAAGGCGUCCAAAAAGCCAAUUUACUUGGCGGAAGAAAAAUAAACAGAGCAGAUACAAUAGGCCUUCGCAGCACUUUCGCUGCUCGGGCCUAAUUAAUUUCUUAAGAAAAAAAAUUCUCUAUAUACAUUUAAUUAAGAAGCAGUCAGUUAACAUAUUUUAGUAAUAAUUCUACAUUUUCCAGUCAUUACUGCUUGAAUACACAUUCAUAUUGCUCUUUUUAUUGACAAAUGUGAGUGUUUUGUUACCUUCUCUGAAAAACAGUCAAAAAAGGAAUUAGUUCACCUUUCAUAGCUAUCUGCUCCUGUUGUUCCUCAUUAACUUGUCUGGAGCUGAAACAUUUGUAACUGUAACUUUGGCUGCCUCUUGGCCAGGACUCCAUUGAAAAUGAGGUUUUUAUUCUCAAUGGGACCUUUCUGGUUAAAUAAAUAAAAUAAUAAAAUUAA
Nothobranchius furzeri (turquoise killifish) is the source of this 6298-nucleotide messenger RNA. It is a transcript of the gene nudt6, whose product is annotated as nudix (nucleoside diphosphate linked moiety X)-type motif 6. The record is from RefSeq and is a predicted model, not a curated record. Lineage: Eukaryota; Metazoa; Chordata; Actinopteri; Cyprinodontiformes; Nothobranchiidae. Gene Ontology annotation, molecular function: NADH pyrophosphatase activity; NAD binding; ADP-ribose diphosphatase activity.